AUGAUAAAAAUAUUUAAAGAUGAUGAUCAAUGGAAAUGUUCUGGUGGUCAGGGGGAUGGAAGUGGUGCACAUGAGGACAAUGUUGGUAAAAAUCAUGUUGAAGGUAAAGGUGAUGUUAAUGAUCAUGUAUAUGAGGAUGAUAUUGGUAAAAAUAAUGAUUUGUUGAAUGAGAAAGAUGAUGAAGAUGAUGAACAAGGAAAUGGAACCACGAAGGUUAAGAGUGUGGGUCUAAUUGAUAGCCACGAAGGUGUAUCUUUUAGUCAAUUCAUUUGUGAUCCAGUUGUUGAAAGUUUUCUUAAAACUUUGGAUCAAGGGACUGUAAAUUUUGGUGAGGAUGAUAAAGUUAUUGUAGAAAAGAAGGAUGGAGAAGUUGAAGAUGUUGAAGUUGAUUUGGAUUUAGGGAAAUCAAUAGAUGAUUUUUCAAAUAAAAAUAAAGAUGGAGAUGGUUUAGAAAUUAUACAAUUGAAUGAUUCAAAGGAGACUCAGUCACUGAAAAAGGACAAAGUGGAAGGGAAAGUUGAGAAGUUUUUUGUUCCAGUUUUAGUCUUGGAUUUAGUCAAGAUUCUGAAGGAUAUUGUCUUGCUUAUGGAAACAAAUGUUAUGGGUUUUAGAGCUAAUUAUGAAAGUCUUUAUAAAAAAACCUAUUUGCAUUUAAGUGUUCUUGAUUCAUGGUCUCAUAUACUAAAUCAUGAAGAGAAAUUCAUAGAUGUUGUUAAUUUUCCACUCAGAUUGUUCAUGAAUGUUGACACUGUAUUUGUCCUUGUUUUGAGGCAAAAGCACAUAUAUUUUAUUGUUAUCAAUCUGAGGAAACGUGCUUUUGAGGUUAUUGAUAAUGGUGCAGAUGAUGCUGAUUUUGAUUAUAAGUAUGGUGUAGUUUUUAAACCUCUUAAAAAGUUUUUUUUGAGGUAUAUAAAAGAGAUCAAUCAUGUUACAGCAAAUGAGAUGGCUGAUAAAAAUCUUAAACCAAGUUAUUUUGGAGAAAAAGUUUCUAAAUGGAAAUGUGGUCUUCCAAAAGAAUGUGGUUCUCAAGAAAAAAUUCUGGAAAAGUUGAGAAUGAAAUAUGCAGCAGCAAUUUUAACUUCUGAGAUGAAUACAAAGCGUGAUGAUGUGCUGAAAGCAACAUAUGAGUAUCAAAAAGUUGAUGAAAAGAUACGUGGUAAGCAUGCAUAUGAUGCUCAAUGGAAUAUUGAAAGAAGGCUGUCAAAUUUCUUUUGA
Messenger RNA from Lactuca saligna, 1215 nucleotides. Lineage: Eukaryota; Viridiplantae; Streptophyta; Magnoliopsida; Asterales; Asteraceae. The record is from the annotation of a GenBank genome assembly.